Molecule: messenger RNA, 1814 nt
Organism: Poecile atricapillus (Black-capped chickadee)
Lineage: Eukaryota; Metazoa; Chordata; Aves; Passeriformes; Paridae
Product: MAPK-interacting and spindle-stabilizing protein-like
Exons: 2
Coding region: 381-1526 (381 amino acids)
Source: RefSeq, a predicted model, not a curated record
GCACUGGUCAGACUGGUCACAGAGGUCAGACUGGUCAGAGUGGUCAGACUGGUCAGAGUGGUCAGACUGGUCAGACUGGUCAGACUGGUCAGUGGAGCUGCCCCCUGCAGCAGGGCUGGCUGGAACAGGCUGUGGCUCCUCAGGGAUCAGGGAGCUCUCACAGGGCAGGGCUGGGCUGGGACAGGGCGAGCUCUCCCCAGUUCAGACCCAUUCCCUGUGGGCUUGGUGGGAUUUGGUGACUGAUUUUAAGCACAGACAUUUUCUGCUGAGCUCUGCCAGGCUGGGGCAGUGCCAGGAAAACAAACAAAACCCAGGGAGAAGCUGUUAAAUCAGUUGUGUAGGAGCAGUGGAGGUGGCAGAGGAGGAAAGCUUUAGCAGAGAUGGUCCUGCCUGGGCUUCAUUCCUGGGGGAGCUUCCAGAGUGUGGCUCUGGGUCCUGUCAGGGCACUGCUGGGGAUGUGGGCACAGCUCAGGGCCUGGGCAGGGCUCUCCCAACCCUGGGGCUUCCCGGGAAUGGGAGGGAUUCUGUGUGAUCCCUGCUGUUCCCCAGGCUGGGAGGGACUGUGGAGCAUCAAAUCAUCAAAUCCCACAGGGGUUUGGGUUGGGAGGGACCCCAGAGCCCCUCCAGUGCCACCCCUGCCAUGGCAGGGACACCUCCCACUGUCCCAGUGUCCAGCCUGGCCCUGGGCACUGCCAGGGAUCCAGGGGCAGCCCCAGCUGCUCUGGGCACCCUGUGCCAGGGCCUGCCCACCCUGCCAGGGAACAAUUCCUGCCCCAAAUCCCAUCCAGCCCUGCCCUCUGGCACUGGGAGCCAUUCCCUGGCUCCUGGCCCUCCAGCCCUUGUCCCCAGUCCCUCUCCAGCUCUCCUGGAGCCCCUUUGGGCCCUGGUGGGGCUCUGGGGUACCCCUGGAGCCUCCUUUUCUCCAGGCUGAGCCCCUUUCCCAGCUCCCUCAGCCUCUCCUGGGGCUCCAGCCCCUUCCCAGCUCCGUUCCCUGCCCUGGACACGCUCCAGCCCCUCCAGGGCUCUCCCGUCAGGAGGGGCCCAGAGCUGUCCCCAGCACUGGAGGUGCCCCAGCAGUGCCAGCACAGGGGACGGGCACUGCCCUGGCCCUGCUGCCACCCCAGAGCUGGCACAGCCCAGGGCCAGUGGCCUCUUGGCCAGCUGGGCUUUGGGAGGGGAGGAAUUCCUGCUCAGGGCUGUGCUGGUCCCAGUGUCACUCCCAGCAGGGUGGCAGAGGCUGUGUCCCUCCUGUCCCUGCCUGGGGACACAGCACCUGCCUGGCCUCGCUCCUGUCUGCAGCAGAGUGGCUUAAAAACCAAACAAGAACCCCUCCAACACUGGUGAAAAGAUGGAUCUGUCUCCACUCCUGGCUGGGAUGGGAGAGCUGCCCCCUUCCCAGGGGGAAUUGCACAAUUGAUUUCCAUUUGUUGCCCCACAGACCUCGGCCCAGUACAACACGGGUUCUUUUUUGGGAAAAAAAAACCUCAGCACAACUUGGAAUCCUUCUGGAGCCCAUCCUCAGCUGACCCCAAACCUGCUCUGGGGCUCACCCAGAGCCUGCAAGCUCUGGGGCUGCUUUGAUGUUUACCAGAGCAAUCUUGGCCAGCCAGGGCGUUCAUGUUUGCUUUUUCCUGGGAUUCCAGGGGCUGCUUUCCCUGAUGCUCUCUGUGGCAGCUGCAGGUGGAGCUCCCAUGGGGCUCAGGAGGUGGCUCAGGAGGUGGCUCUGGAGGUGGCUCUGGAGCUCUGGAGCUCUGGCUGUGGGCUGGGGAGGCUGGGCUGGCUCUCACAUCGUGUCUCUGCAGUGGGACAUCCCC